Messenger RNA from Nicotiana attenuata, 876 nucleotides. RefSeq lists its product as uncharacterized. Bases 1 to 876 code for a protein of 291 amino acids. The record is from RefSeq and is a predicted model, not a curated record. The transcript has a single exon. Lineage: Eukaryota; Viridiplantae; Streptophyta; Magnoliopsida; Solanales; Solanaceae.
AUGGAAGAAAUAGAAAACGAGAACAUGGAGCUCCGCGACCAGAUGAAGGAACAUCAAGAAAGGGUCGAUAAAAUACCGGGCGCCCCAAAACUGCUACCAAAAGAGGGCGUCGACCGAUUCGUCGAACAACCAUACAGUGAGGAGGCAGCUCCACAUGCCAUACCUAGAACCUUCAAGAUGCCACCAUACUUGAAGAUAUAUGACGGCACGAUGGAUCCCGAAGAUCAUAUCAUUUACUACGUCACAUCAGUAAAGGGUAACGACCUCUCAAAUGAGCAAGUACCCUCAGUGCUACUAAAAAAGUUCGGCGAGACCUUAACCGGGGGAGCCUUAACUUGGUACUCACAAUUACCAGCACGAUCUAUAACAACGUUCGAGGAAAUGGUCGACAAGUUCGUCACAGCCCACGCCGGGGCUAAGAAAGCGGAAGCCAGGGUAAAUGAUAUAUUCGUCGUUAGGCAAUCGCCAGGCGAGGGGCUCAGGGACUUUUUAGCCCGGUUUAACAGAGUAAGAAUGAGCUUACCAAAUGUAUCGGAAGGGAUGGCGGUGGCAGCUUUCCAGAAUAGGUUGAACAGGAAUGGGUCAAGAGCGACAAGAAAACUAUUAAGUAGACUCAUGAAAUAUCCUCCCACCACUUGGGAAGAAAUUCACAACGCCUACUGCGCCGAGGUGAGAGUAGACGAGGACGACCUUAAUGGUCUGAUACAACGGUUAACAUCGGUCCAAAUAGAGCCGAGGAAAGACCGCUGUAGUGACGGUCGAAGAGAUCAGUCAGGUCCAAGCCUCAACCGAGACAAGCACCAACCUUAUGUCAGGACAGCCGUCCCACCAUCUCCUCGCCAUGUGGAAGGACCGUCCAGGCCACAUACAGGUUGA